Messenger RNA from Miscanthus lutarioriparius, 1488 nucleotides. NCBI's taxonomy places the organism in Eukaryota, Viridiplantae, Streptophyta, Magnoliopsida, Poales, Poaceae. The record is from the annotation of a GenBank genome assembly.
AUGGAGAUUUGCCUUUCUGCAGUUCUGGGUGAGCUUACUACAAGAUCCAUAAACUUUGUCCUCAGAAAACUCUCAAAGCCACCAGCACUCAAAGUUGAGGAUUGCCUGGACAAGGUCCUGCUGAGAGUGCAGGUCAUUGUCGACGAGGCCAUGGGGCGGCGCAUCACAAACCAAGCUAUGCUCCAGCAGCUUGACAUGCUGAGAGACGCCAUGCAUCGAGGAUAUUACAUGAUCGAAGCCUACAGAUGCCAAUCUCACAACAAAGAGAAGGAUAAAGAUCACAUUUUGAGUCACUCUUCACAAUCCUCCAAAGCAAUUUCUGCCCAAAACUUCUGUUUCUCCAGUAGUGGAACUAGUACACAGAUUUUGGAAGAAAUGAAUGGAGUGCUCGACAGUUUGAGCUCCAUGGUCCUUGAUGCCAGUGAGCUGAUCCUCUUUUUGGAGAGCUAUCCCCGCAUGUACCGUGAGCCCUACAGCAUGCAUAUCCUGUUGAGGAACUGCAUGUUUGGGCGCCAGAUGGAGACAGAACUCAUCAUCAACUUCCUGCUUCACAGUGAGUCUGGUAGUACUGAAGAAUUGGAGGUCCUACCGAUUGUCGGUCCUGGCAGAGUUGGGAAAAGCACCCUUGUUGCCCAUGUGUGUAAGGAUGAAAGAAUCCGCAACCAUUUCUCGGAAAUCUUCUUCCUGCACAAACAUGAUUUUAUAGAUGGUGAGCAUCCUUUUUCCAACGAAAGAUGUGGGAUGAAGCAUCAAAGUAGCUUGUCGAACUCGAAUAGUGAGAGGAGACUGUUAGUUGUUGAGUUAAUUGGGGAUCUCGACGAAGAUACAUGGGGAAGGUUGUAUUCUGCUUUUAAAUGGAGCGUCCAAAGCAGUAGUAAAAUCAUAGUCACAAGUCGGUCUGACAAGAUCAUAAAGUUUGGAACAACACAAGCACUAACUCUAAAGUAUCUAUCCCAGGAGGCAUAUUGGUAUUUCUUCAAGACACUUACAUUUGGAAGCCUGGAUCCCAAGACACAUCCAAGGCUUACAGGCAUAGCCAUGGAGAUAUCCAGGACACUGAAUGGUUCCCUCAUUGCUGCAAACGUCACUUCUCUUGUGCUGAGGGGUAACUUUGACAUCCACUUCUGGUGCAAGGUUUUGGCAUUCUUGAGAGGGUCUUACCAGAAGCAUGUCUCCAGAUUUGGCGAUCAUCCAAUCGAUCUUAUGAACCAAAAUAGGCCUGCACGUUUCGAGAGAAUUGCUGCACGCUCUGAAGAUUUCAUUGUUCAUUGUGAGCAUCAACGCUCUUCACAAGAGGAUGUUCCCGGGAUAAAACUCCACGAUCUUGUGUAUGGAAGCAUUAAGCCACAGGGAAAAUUUGAGGUCCUAGCAUGGAAAUCUGAGAUACCACCCUACUACAGCUAUGUUUAUGCUAGUGAAAUCCCAGAGCUAAAAACAAAAGCUGCCAAGAGGAAGCGUUCUAUGAAAAAUGAAGUCGUGCCUUGUUAG